Molecule: messenger RNA, 1341 nt
Organism: Nannizzia gypsea CBS 118893
Lineage: Eukaryota; Fungi; Ascomycota; Eurotiomycetes; Onygenales; Arthrodermataceae
Exons: 2
Coding region: 1-1341 (446 amino acids)
Cellular component (GO): membrane
Molecular function (GO): glycosyltransferase activity
Source: RefSeq, a predicted model, not a curated record
AUGGUACCCCUAAAGAGCGGAAGAAGACCUCUGCGCCGAUGGAUCUAUCUCGCUUCCCCUUUUCUUAGCUUUCUUGUGGCGGGCUAUCUGUUCCUGUCAAAUUAUCCUUUAUAUCAUAAAGAUAAUGGGGCCCUUAAUAUUCCAUCUUCACCGGCAGAAGAGAUAGAGCGACCUCGGAUAAUAGCUGGCCUAGAGGACGUCCACGUUGUGUUAAAAACUGGCGCAACCGAAGCAUUAGCAAAAGUUCCCGUCCACUUCAACACUACCUUGCGAUACGUCCCUCACUUCACUCUAUUCUCUGACUACGAGGAGGAUAUCGCUGGGUUUCAUGUUUACGAUGUCCUGCGAAGCGUCGAUGUGGCGAUCAAAAAUAAGCAUCCGGAAUUUGAACUCUAUAGGCGCCUUAGGGCUACGGGCAGAGAAACUCUAUCAAAACUGAACACUGACCCAUCGAACGACGUGAGCACACCUGCAGGGAAACCAAAAAAUCCUGGCUGGAUCUUGGACAAAUGGAAGUUCCUCCCGAUGAUGCACGAAACUCUCCGCUUUCGAGAUGACGCCAAAUGGUAUGUCUUCAUGGAGGCAGACACGUAUAUAAUCUGGAAGAAUUUAGUAACUUGGCUCGAGAACUUCGACUCCAGUAAGCCAUACUAUCUUGGCAACCAGAUGCAAAUUGGAGAUACUAUAUUUGCCCACGGAGGAUCUGGCUUUGUACUGUCCCAUGCGGCUCUGAAACGUGUUGUGGAGUACCAUUCUUCUCUGGUUAAGGAAUGGGAUACACUCACAGCUGAGCACUGGGCGGGUGAUGAGAUUCUUGGGAAGGCUUUAAAUAACGCAGGCGUCGGCCUUCUUUGGUCCUGGCCGAUGCUCCAAGGUUCGACGCCUUGGAAUUUUGAUCCCUUUUCGUCCAGUUAUAAUAAACUUCCCUGGUGCUAUCCUCCAAUAGCCUAUCAUCACAUGGGCUCGGAGGAUAUUAGAGAGCUAUGGGAAUUUGAGGAGAGAUGGUUUAAAGAGAAUGGCAAUUCGGCCCUCUUACGCCAUCGCGAUGUAUUCCAGAAGCUUACCCAACCUCGUUUCAAUACUACGGGAGAAGAUUGGGAUAAUGAUUCCCUAGAUAUCGCAGCAGGAGUUGAAACGGCAACAGAAUGCGAAAGACAUUGCGCCAAAGACCUAGAGUGUCUCCAGUAUUCCUUUGGUGGUAAAGUAUGCCGUACGUCAAAAGUUGUUCAAUGGGGCAGCCGUAAACCUGGGAUGGUUUCAGGUUGGAUGUCGGAUAAAAUUGACAAAGCUGCGGCAAAGCUGGGUGCAUGUAAACAGACGGAUUGGAUUCGUCCAGAAUAG